Messenger RNA from Lachancea dasiensis, 702 nucleotides. The record is from the annotation of a GenBank genome assembly. NCBI's taxonomy places the organism in Eukaryota, Fungi, Ascomycota, Saccharomycetes, Saccharomycetales, Saccharomycetaceae.
AUGCCUGUCACCAUCAGGAGAGCCACCAUCGACGACUUGCUGUGUAUGCAAAAUGCCAACCUGCACAAUUUGCCCGAGAACUACCUCUUCAAGUACUACAUGUACCACAUCUUGUCAUGGCCCGAAGCGUCGUUCGUGGCCACCACCACGGACGCUGGGGACGAAUCGGACUCACACAUGGAGGAAUUGACCACGCAUCGCGCCGCGCACGCCCCAACCAAGCAGGACCCGUGCUACGUGCGUCCAGGCGAGAAACUGGUAGGGUACGUCUUGGCAAAGAUGAACGACGAUCCGGCCGCACAGCAAGCGGGCACCGCGCUCAACGGCCACAUAACGUCGCUGAGCGUGAUGCGCACGUACCGUCGCAUGGGGCUGGCGGAGAAACUCAUGCGCCAAGCGCUGUUCGCGUUGGCCGAGGUGUACAAGGCCCAGUACGUGUCUCUGCACGUGAGACAGUCCAACCGGGCUGCCCUGCACCUGUACCGCGACACGCUGGAGUUCGAGGUGUUGGACGUGGAGAAAAGCUACUAUCUCGACGGCGAAGACGCCUACGCCAUGAAAAAAGUGCUCGACACCGACGAGCUCCACCCGGCCAACUUCCAGCGCGGCCAGCUCAAGGACGACCUCGAGUGCGAUCUUCUGCAGGACCUAGACGCGGCCUCCGCGUCUCUACAACAGGGCAUCCAGCAAAUCAAGGUUUGA